This is a messenger RNA of Sorghum bicolor (sorghum), 1231 nucleotides long. RefSeq names its product SEC14 cytosolic factor. Lineage: Eukaryota; Viridiplantae; Streptophyta; Magnoliopsida; Poales; Poaceae. The record is from RefSeq and is a predicted model, not a curated record. The transcript is spliced from 6 exons. The coding region runs from base 107 to 967 and encodes 286 amino acids. Gene Ontology annotation, molecular function: phosphatidylinositol transfer activity.
CGACGCGUUAGAAACUCAAUAAAUCCGCGGGAAGUUACAAUCCAGGUUUCGCUGCAUCUUGCGCUCUGUAGCUAGCCAGCCCCGGCCACAUAUCCAUCGCAGAGCCAUGAGUUCUCUGUUGAAGACCAGGAAUGAAGGGAAGCAACAAAAACAGGCGUCUCCUCAGGAACAACAGCGAAAGAUAGACGAGGUCCGUGAGCUGCUGGGCGACCUGCCGACGGAGAUGCCGAGCUUCUUAUCGGACGGCACCAUCCGCAGGUUUCUCCGAGCAAAGAACUGGAGCAUGGAACAAGCGACCAAGGCUCUCAAGGAAGCUGUCAAGUGGAGGCGUCAGUACAAGCCAGACAAGAUUUGCUGGGAAGACCUCGCUAGCAUGGAGAAUGAGGUUCGAAGAGCGUAUAUACCAGACUAUCUUGACAACAAUGGGAGAACUGUCUUCGCAAUAAUGACGUCAAAAAAGAGCUUAACUUCAACAAAGGAACAUAUAAAACAACUUGUGUAUAACCUUGAGAUCUUGGCAUUGAGCUCGAAAGACGCACAAGAAAAGAACGUUGUUUGGAUUUGUGAUUUCCAUGGUUGGACACUAUCAACUACACCAUUGUGGGAAACCCGAGAAUCGUUGCACAUAAUUCAAAACUAUUAUCCAGGGUUGAUUGGAGCAGCAAUUCUCUGUAAUCCGCCAAAGAUAUUUGAAUCUUUUUGGAAGAUAGUAAAACACUUCAUCGAGCCAAUGUUGUACGACAAAGUGAAAUUUGUUUAUAGCAACAACUCAGAUAGCCAGAGGAUAUUGGCUGACAUAUUUGACCUGGACAAGUUGGAGUUUGCUUUUGGAGGAAGAAACACUGCUAGCCUUGAUAUUACAAAGUACUCUGAAAGAAUGAGAAGACGAGAUCAGAUAAGGGGUGCUUGCAAGGACGCAAGUGGUACCAUCUCACCUUCCGGACAAAGAAUACAAUCGACUACAUGAAGACUAAAACCUUGUAUUUACAUGAAGCCCUGAGCCACAGAAGGCUACCCUCUUGCUAGGGAAUAUAAUUAUCUGAUAUGUGUGUGUGUGUGUGUGUCCUAACAUAUGAUUGCCAUCAAGCAUGAGCAUGAGCCAUGACCAUGGGGUUUUGUGGCAGUCGUUAUGUUCAGUUGUUAACUGAAUUUGAACUGAACUCAUCCUAUGUAAGGCACAUGAAAGGAUGAGGUCAUAGCAUGUUUGGGGUCAUAAAAGAUGUUGAUUUAA